This is a messenger RNA of Effrenium voratum, 1316 nucleotides long. Lineage: Eukaryota; Dinophyceae; Suessiales; Symbiodiniaceae. The record is from the annotation of a GenBank genome assembly.
UUCAGCACUUUUCAUCCUCUUUUUUCAACGGAUUUGCGCCCGAAGGGUUCCUGUUCAACGAAGCCAUGCUGCGCCUGGCGAUUCUCCCGCUGGCGGCGGCAUUGAAGAUGAAAGACGAGCGCUGCAACGAAUUCGCGUGCGGCUCAGGCUGGGUGGCCAAGAUGGGUGGCGCCACCCUUCCGGGUGCAAGCAAUGAGGCGUGCUGCGAAAGGACCUGUGCUCUGUUCAUGUGCGGCCCCGGGUAUCUGCCAAACAAGGUUUAUGCGAAGAACGUGGCGCAGAACGACCAGCUUUGCUGCGACAAGACUUGCGGUAAAAACUUCGAGUGUGACGCUGGAUGGGCGCCGCUGUCGUCCAAAGAGGACCUGGCCGGCACAAAGACGGAGGAGUGUUGCGCGCCCACCUGCAGCCUCUUUGAGUGCCCAGAAGGCUGGGCGGCCAACGAGGGGAACGCAACUUGGAUCGCCAACGACACAGCCAGCUGCUGCAAGCCACUCUGCAGUGUGCACACGUGUGGGAAAGGCUGGAAGCCAGAUCCCGACCGGCAGCAGAGUGGUGGCGACACUGAUGCCGAAUGCUGCACUCAGGAGUGCGCCCUCUUCGACCACCUCUGCCCGGUGAACACGGCGGUGAAGGUGGAGCGACGCUGCGAGCAGGGCCGUACCACGGAUCAGUGCUGCGAUGCCCUUUGCAGCGGCUACAGCUGCACGGAGGGAUGGGUGGCGAAUGCUACGGCCAUGGGGGAGUUCGGGACCAGCCCUGAGGAAUGCUGCACCGCCACCUGCGCGAGAUUCUCCUGCGACCCGGCGGAUGCGUGGCUGCAGAAGGAUCGUCAGAAGGCACUCAACCUGGUCGGCUCGGACCCAAAGACCUGCUGCGAGCCCGCGUGCCGGCGCUACACCUGCAGCCCUGGAUGGCUGCCCAAGUCCGGGGUGGAGUCCCUGAGCAAGACCGGGGAUGAGGACUGCUGCGUGAAGAGCUGCCAGGGCUACAGCUGCAGCGCCGGCCUGGUCCCCAAGAAGAACUCCAGCGAGAGCGCUCUGCUGCCCGGCCACGACGACGACGCCUGCUGCGAGCCCCCGGUGUGCCACGAGAUCCGGAAUAUGACGCUCGCAGCCGGUGGCUGCCAUGCGGUGAGCCAGGAUGACUGUGAGAAGCACUACUACAAGUUUGACACUGCUUCCAAGACCAAAGUUGUGGAGUGCAGCUACGAUGCGAAGCUUCAAAUUUGCCGGAACCGGGGCAACGAGACCACAGGCUGUCAUUUUGACUGAUGGCGCCCCGGAGAUAAGCGAGAAAGCCCCGCAGCGCGGAAA